AUGGCGACCACAAUUGCAGAGCUGGUAUUCAUCCCUGCACCUGGGCUUGGUCAUAUCAUGUCCACCAUCGAGAUCGCAAAACUACUCGUCAGUCGAGCUCACCACCUAUCUAUCACUGUGCUUGUAAUAAAGCCGCUUCCUAAUCCUACCUUCGGUUCUGGCUCAGCUAUCACCACAUACAUAGAUUCGUUAUCUAAAAGCACCAUGGAUCGCAUAUCCUUCAUUCAACUCCAUCAAGACGAAACCCCACCAGUUAUGGACUCCAAAGCUCCGGUGGCUUCCACUCAAGUAUUUAUCAAUAGUCAUUGCAAAUACGUAAGAGACGUUGUGGCCGAUAUGAUAAAUAAACCCGGUUCACGACGGAUCGCAGGGUUCGUCGUUGAUAUGUUUUGCACUGCGAUGAUAGAUGUCGCUAAUGAGUUUAAUAUUCCCACCUAUGUGUUCUUCACUUCUAAUGCUGGUUUUCUUGGAUUUAUGUUCUAUAUCCAGACACUUUGUGAUGAUCAUAAGCAAGACAUUCUUGAAUUAAGCUGCAGCUCAGAUGCCAUGAUAUCAAUUCCGAGUUUUGUCAAACCGGUGCCCACGAAGGUCUUUCCAGCCACGAUCCAGUCUAGAGAAGGGCUGGAGAUUUUUCUGUGGUCUGCUCGGAAACUUAGACAAGCGAAAGCAAUCAUGGUUAAUACAUUCAUGGAAUUGGAAACUCACGCUAUCAAGUCAUUAAUGGAAGACAUCACCAUUCCACCGGUAUAUGCAGUGGGCCCCAUACUCAACCUAGAAGGUGCUGCCGGAAACAUGUCGGAGAAUGAUGUCAUUAGGUGGUUGGACAGUCAACCGCCUUCUUCCGUGGUGUUCUUGUGUUUCGGGAGUAUGGGAAGUUUUGAGGAGGUCCAAGUAAAGGAGAUAGCACAUGCUUUAGAGCGGAGUGGCUACCGUUUUGUUUGGUCCCUCCGUCGUCCUCCGUCAGAUCAAACAACAAGAGCCCCAACUGAUUAUGAGGAUCCAUCAACCAUAUUGCCGGAAGGAUUCCUGGAACGCACUGCCGGAAUCGGAAAAGUGACAGGGUGGGUCCCACAGGUAGCUUUGUUGGCUCAUCAUGCAGUAAGGGGGUUCGUAUCUCAUUGUGGGUGGAACUCUUUGUUGGAGAGUUUGUGGUUCGGUGUACCGUCGGCGACAUGGCCGAUCUACGCCGAGCAGCAGAUUAAUGCGUUUGAAAUGGUGGUGGAGCUUGGAUUGGCGGUGGAGAUAAAACUGGAUUAUAAAAAGGAUAUGUUUAAUCACGAGGUGGAUGAGGUGAUAGUCAUGGCGGAGGAGAUAGAAAGAGGAAUGGUGGAUGAGGUGAUAGUCAUGGCGGAGGAGAUAGAAAGAGGAAUAAGACGAGUGAUGGAGGAUAACGACGUUAGAACCAAGGUGAAAGAGAUGAGCGAGAAGAGCAGAGCGGCCGUGAUAAACGGUGGUUCUUCGUAUGCAUCUGUUGACUAUCUUAUUCAAGACUUUGUAAGAAACAUCUUCUGA
Molecule: messenger RNA, 1512 nt
Organism: Lactuca saligna
Lineage: Eukaryota; Viridiplantae; Streptophyta; Magnoliopsida; Asterales; Asteraceae
Source: the annotation of a GenBank genome assembly